Messenger RNA from Musca vetustissima, 2360 nucleotides. Its product is annotated as TSC22 domain family protein 1-like. The coding region runs from base 1 to 2352 and encodes 783 amino acids. Lineage: Eukaryota; Metazoa; Arthropoda; Insecta; Diptera; Muscidae. The transcript is spliced from 4 exons. The record is from RefSeq and is a predicted model, not a curated record.
AUGAAAGGUUUGCAUUCCGGGCUUUUGGAGGCUGCCAAUGCAAACAAAGUUUCAGCGGCAAUACUGAAGAAAAUAUUACUCUUAGUUGCUGUCCUGCUGAUGAGUUCAUCAUCCUUCGUUCGAACGGAUGUAAGUGAACUGUAUUUACCACCUCAUCAUGGUAAUAGUCAUACGGCGAGUCAUAUUUCAAAACCUAGUCAACAAUUUUUACCUCCAGCAACAAGUUAUGGUGUUCCUGAUACAUCUUUAAAUACUGCACACCGCAGCGGUUCUGCAGCAACCGAGAAUGGUAGCUCCGGGACACAAAACUCUGCCUCAUAUUCCGAUGGCCAAAACACUGCUGGUUCUUCUCCAGCUGUUAUCACCCACGUCCACAAUGGUGGUCACAACGUUAUCUAUGUUGGAAAUCACCAAGGCCAUGAAAGUGCUGGUAGCAGUAAUUAUAAUCAAUAUGCGGCUCCGACUGUUAGUGAUUCUAAUCAUCAUGAACAUUAUCAUGAAGCAGAUCACUCACACCAUCAGCAUGAGGAUCAACAUCAUCAUCACAGUGGUCAAGUUGCAGCUCCGUCCGCCGUAUCCCUGCAAACUGCUCCUGCCCCUGCAAUUCAAUUCGCCUCCCAAGCUGCAUAUCCCCAAGCCAGCGUUAUUCCAAGUUUUAGUUAUAUUAUUCCAGCUUUCAACUAUUUUAUACCAGCUCAAAUUCAGGCUCAAGUAGGAGCUGCUGCUGCAAGUACAGUUCCUAGUCAGACAACUGCUCAAGUAGAAUUUGGAGGUGCUAAAUAUGCUGCUAAUGGUGGUUACAAGCUACUCAUCUCAGCGGUUGCAGUUUUAAUAUGCAUAACAUUAUGCCAAGCCGAAAAUAAUUCAACAAAUGAUAAAGCGACUGUGGAAAUUACGAUAAAUACUGCUUCACAAGCAGCCCAAAGUACUGCCCCAGUCCAACAACCAGCUGCCAACAAUGUGUUACCUAGAUUUCCUGUACCAAUAACCUCCAAUAAUCCUAGUGCUUUUUCAUACAGUCAAGGUGUCACAAUUCCCAGUCUGCCCUAUGCUAAUGCAGCUCCAGCUUUUGCUGUUGUCGUACCGGGUCCCACUCCUGUCGCACAAUACCCUAGUCAAGGUAGUUCUGUUCUAGUUCCAUCGUCACAGUAUUAUGGCACGAGUUCAUUUGGAAGUAUCCAAGGUAGUGGCCAAGGGGGAUAUAUACAAGCUUUUCCUAAAACCAUUAUUAUUUGCUUUGUUGCUUUGCUCUCCCUGUCCUUUGCACAUGGCAUAAGUAACCAAUAUUUACCUCCCCAUGAGGGCAGUGCCUCGAGUAUUUCUGCGCUGAGAGCUGCACCUAUCAAAACUAACUUUGUCCAAGCGGCUUCUGCACCAGUUGUCAACUAUGCCGCUCCAGCUGCUGCUGCAGUUUCUCAUGGCCAUAGUGGUGGUUUCCCAUCUGGAGGUUUCAGUCAGGCCGCCUCAGCCCCAGCUCCUCGAUUUGCAGCUCCUGCGGCUGUAGCUCCAGCUCCCCGCCAUGUGGCAGCAGCACCUCAUCCUGUGGCUUCAGCUCCCCAUUUUGCGGCUUCUGCUCCAGCACCUCAUUAUGCUGCCCCUGCACCACGUCAAGUGGCUCCAGCUCCUCACUAUGCUGCAGCAUCAGUUCCAGUUCCCCAUUAUGCUGCACCAGCAGCAGUUUCACAUGGUGCUUCACAUCGUUUCUCCUCAGCCGCAAGUCCUCAAAUUAACGUAGCCCCUGCUGCUGUCCAUGGUCACAGUGGUGGUCAUUCUGUAGGAUUCGUUCAAGCACAAUCUGCUCCAGCUGUUCGUUAUUCCGCUCCAGCUGUUGCACCUGCUCCUCGUUAUUCCGCCCCAGCCGCCGUACAUGGUGGUGGUCAUUCUGCAGGAUUCGUUCAAGCUCAAUCUGCUCCAGCUGUUCGUUAUUCCGCACCAGCUGUUGCUCCUCGUUAUUCUGCCCCAGCUGCUGUUCAUGGCCACAGUGGAGGUCAUUCUGCAGGAGUUGCUCAUGCACAAUCUGCUCCAGCUCCUCGUUAUUCUGCUCCAGCUGUUCAUCAUGGCCAUGGCGGCGGCCACUCGGUUGGUUUUGUUCAAGCCGCUUCAGCACCAGCUCCUCGCCAUGCAGCUCCAGCUCCACGUUAUGCCGCCCCUGCUGCCACCCAACAUUUUGCAGCAUCUGCACCAGCUCCUCGAUAUUCGGCACCUGCUGCUGUCACGCAAAGUUUUGGCAACGCCCAUGCUGCCUCUGCUCCAGCUGUCAGUUAUGCUGCCCCAGCCGCUUACAACAACGAUUAUCACGGCAAUGAAGUUGGCACCCAAUAUGCUGCCAAUGGCGGUUAUGUGGUUGUUUAAAUAAUAUU